This is a messenger RNA of Onychostoma macrolepis, 3254 nucleotides long. RefSeq names its product interphotoreceptor matrix proteoglycan 1b (gene impg1b). NCBI's taxonomy places the organism in Eukaryota, Metazoa, Chordata, Actinopteri, Cypriniformes, Cyprinidae. The record is from RefSeq and is a predicted model, not a curated record. Gene Ontology annotation, biological process: visual perception. The transcript has 18 exons. The coding region runs from base 1 to 3213 and encodes 1070 amino acids.
AUGCCAUUGAAAACAGGAUUAUUCCUCAUUCUGUUCUUGUUUACCCUCCAAGCCACUAGAAUCAAAGAACUCACUGCUGACGACUUGAUUCUCAGGAUCAGAAAUGUGAAGUACAGGCACUUCCUGGAGACUCCACAGCCAAUGAAACAGUUGACAGAUGGCAGAGAUUCACUUUCUCUAGAUGCGCAUCGAGCAAAGAGAUCAGCGCUGUUUAAUACGGGGGUGAAAGUCUGUCCUCAGGAGAGCAUAGCAGAGGUCAUCACCAGCCAUAAAGCCUACUACAAACUACGAGUUUGUCAAGAAGCUGUGUGGGAGGCCUUCCGGAUCUUUCUUGACAGAGUUCCUGACACCAUGGAGUACCAGCAGUGGGUGUACGCCUGUCAGAGAGACUCGCUUUGCAUGGAGGAUCUGGCCCGAAAUUUUAGUAGCACACAGGAGCAUCUUGACAUGGUAGCCAGAAGAGUGAAUGCUCAAGAUGAACAGAAGAGGGCUCUCACACCUGCACCAGGCGAGAAAUGUUCAAAGAGUCCUGCAGAGCUUUUGAUCAUGGAAUCUGACAGCGAAACUGGGGCACCAGAUGUUGUCCCUCAGAGGCUGGUAGAGCACAUUGUGGAGUUCAGUGUGACUAUAGUAGACCCCGCACUACUGAGGGAUCCAGGCAGCCCUCGAUAUGAAGACUUCACUCGCAAUCUUCAUGAGAAGAUGCUGCAUGUGUUUGACAAACUUCCAGGGUUUAAAGAGAUUCGGGUGCUGGGAUUUCGCCCUGAAGGUGCGGCAGCAAGCUAUGCUGUAGUGUUUGAGACUGAUGGGACACAGGCCAUAGGUGAUACAGACUCCACCGAUGAAUAUGGCAUAAAGGGAGUCCUAAAGGGCAUGGUGGUGAAGGCACUAAGUGAGGACACAUCACUUCCUUUGGACGUGCUUUCCCUUACUUUCAAACCAGACUGCAAAUAUUUAACCUUACCUGAUUCGCCUUCUUUAACAGCAGGCAAGCAGGAGAAUAUGAGAUCCAGUACUGAAAUCAGCAAAGAAUCAAGAUUUUUUCCUGGCGAAAUGAUUACACAGUCCACAAAAGCCAGCUCGGAGGACACUAUAGCACCUUCUGGAAGUAUGGGCAUCUCUUUUGGAGAUCUGGGCACUGAUAGGACUCAAACAGAUUUGGGUGAGGGAACAGGAAGGAGAGAUACACCGAAAUUACCUGAUAUAUCAUUCCACUUUCCCACGCAACCAGUAGCCACAGAGCUAAUUAGCAUCUCCCUCAUUGAGGAUUCAAAGACAGAAAGUCUAACCACUGAGGGCACUUCAGCGACCGAAGGUUUGCCAAGAAGCACUACAGUGGACUACCUAUCAAAGUGGUCGGAAGUCAAAGAGGAUGUGGGAAAUGAGAUUGUUGCCACAGCUGCACCACUGGACUUGGAGUCUUUUGAAGUAGCAAAAGCAUCUUCUUCAACUCAACCUGAAAUGGAUUUUGAUAUAACACCAGAGGCCACUUCUGCAGAGGCAACAUCAUCAAUCUUGACAACCCUAAUCCCUACAGAACGAGCUCAUGAUGCAAUAUUUCAUGAAGAUGACACAAUUGGCCCAUCUGAACCUUUAGAGACCUCUACCGAAGGUCUUCCUUCAUACCCUAAAGGUCCAGUUGAGUCGCCCACUUCAAUUGACCUUAGUGACCAUGUAGAGUCUCCAUCUGUCGGUGCCACUGUAGACACACUCCAUCAAAAGGUGCCCCCACUUGGACUUACAACUCCAAAACCAAUUCUGCCUGUGGCAAUUCCCUCUGAGUUAACGCCCACAAAAGACCUCAUUUCACACCUGACCCCGGACAAUUUCCUGGAUGAAGAGGGACAGACUCUCUGGACAGUUUCACCUCCCCCACAUGAAGGUAGUACAGAUAUUGACAGAGAUGUUGAACAGGCUGAUGAGGAGGACGAUACACUGGACUCUGGGAGUGGAUUCCCUUCAGAGGUCGACGAGAAUCCACAAUCCUCGGCUCGUCCUCUAGGUUACGUUACCACUCCUUCAAUGAUGGCUUCUAACCAGGCCAAAGAGUUAGUGGUGUUUUUUAGUGUACGUGUGACUAAUAUGAUGUUUUCGGAGGAUCUUUUCAACAAGAGUUCCCCCGAGUACAAAUCACUGGAGAACACGUUUCUUGAACUGAGGCAAUUCUCUGAACCAAGUGACUCGCCAAACCCCGAGGCUUCUAGUCAAGUGACUGAGAGAGAACAGAAGACAUUAGCCUCAAUACCGCUCCUGCCGUAUCUACAGUCAAACCUGACUGGAUUUAAGGAGCUGGAGAUUCUGAACUUCAAGAACGGCAGCGUGGUGGUAAACAGCAAGAUGAAAUUAGACAAACCGGUUCCAUACAACGUUACGGAGACGGUGCAGUGUGUGCUCGAAGACUUCUGCAAUGCGGCGUCUAAGAGAUUAGACUUGGAAAUCGACUCCCAAUCAGUGGAUGUAGAAGCAGCAGAUCACACCGAUCCAUGUAAGUUUAUGGCGUGUAACGAGUUCUCCCGCUGCGUGGUGAACACGUUAACCUCAGAGCCUGAGUGUCUGUGCGACCCGGGCUACAGCACGGUGGACGGCAAUCCCUGCACCAGCAUCUGUGACCUACAGCCUGAAUACUGCCUGAACGGAGGACAGUGUGAAAUCAUACCGGGACACGGAGCGGCCUGCAGAUGUCCUGUAGGUAAUUUCUGGCACUACCAUGGAGAACGCUGCAACGAAUUGGUGUCUGUGCCAGUUGACCCUCUCCUUCUCGUAGCCUGCAUGGUGGGAAGCCUCUCUGUGGUUUGUGCUGUGAUAGGCAUCUUGAUUUUCAUUAACAAGAAAUGUAUACGGACCAGAAAGACCAUGAGACUUGUGCGUUCACAACCUGCAUUCCCAUUUGGUAAUACUAUGAGAGUAAACCCAGUUUUUGAGAAUGACGAUGGGGUCUUAACACAUGUGUCAAGCAUGCUCUGUCCCAUGAGCUCUGACUCAGCCUCCUCACAACACUCAGGCCAAGGCACAUUUCGAUCACUUGAAAGUUUGCAGCUUAGUAUUGAGAACCCCAGACAACUCUACACCAGAAGAUCAGAAAAGUUAAUGUCAGAAAUGGUUGACUUCCAUCAGUGUAUACCACAUAACGAGACAUGUCGGAUGUCCAGCAGAUCCUCUUGCUGUUUUUUGAGGAGUCCUGAUAGUGACAGCUUUGAAGUGACUGUUUUAUGAUGUCCAGACAGUUUUUUUAAGCUAAGCGUGCCACCAAAGCU